Messenger RNA from Xiphophorus hellerii (green swordtail), 6047 nucleotides. RefSeq names its product mannosidase, alpha, class 1B, member 1b (gene man1b1b). Gene Ontology annotation, cellular component: membrane; endoplasmic reticulum. NCBI's taxonomy places the organism in Eukaryota, Metazoa, Chordata, Actinopteri, Cyprinodontiformes, Poeciliidae. Gene Ontology annotation, molecular function: mannosyl-oligosaccharide 1,2-alpha-mannosidase activity; calcium ion binding. The coding region runs from base 287 to 2239 and encodes 650 amino acids. The record is from RefSeq and is a predicted model, not a curated record. The transcript is spliced from 15 exons. Gene Ontology annotation, biological process: carbohydrate metabolic process; mannose trimming involved in glycoprotein ERAD pathway.
AACGCAGCAUGUAACAGUCUACGUGAGCUGCAUCUCAUUUACAGCUGGCAGUGGGUGACAUGCAGUCAGCAUCUGAAUUUCCUGUUGCAUGAAAUGAGACUUGUUUUUGCACAGCUGUUUAGCUUGUGUAUUUUCUAAACAGCGUUGGAUAUGAAAAGACCUCCCAACUUACUUUGUCAACAACGGGCUGUUUGCCACUGAAACACCGACUGAUGUGACUCUGUGGUGGAUUUGUGAGGGCUGUACGGUUUAAAAAGCCUCGGGUUAUGCUCGGUCCACAGUUGAUAUGCACGCGCCCAGCCGGCCGGACUACGUGUCUAUCCACUUCACUGGACAACAGACAGGGAGCUACAAUAAUGGCAAGCAGUGGAGGAGACAGUCGUACUGGAGGAAAUGGAAGCAGCUGUCCAGGCUACAGCGGAGUCUUUUCCUCUUCAUGCUUGUACUGCUUUUCAUCUGUGGCCUGGCUUCCUAUUCUUCUGUUACCAAGCAGCUCCGAGGUUUUACAGUGAGAGAGCAGGAGACGGAGAGCAACAUCCUUCUGAAACCCUUCAAACCUCAUGUGCUGCCGGAGCCUGUCAGACAGGGCCAAGACCCGCUGCCUGAACAGCCCUCUCAGAGGAAAUUAUCCAAUAAGAGAGGACCUCCUGUCCUUCCGAACCGUCUUCAGAAGAAAGGAAACACAUCUAAUAUCCUGUCUGAAGUCAAGGCAGCUGACAUCAAGAAGGAGGGAGACGAGGAGAGAGUCAUCAGCUGGCGUGGGGCGGUGAUCGACACUGUCCAGGUCACAGAAGGUGGCAAAUAUGGAGAAAACAAGGAGGACUCUCCUGGCAACCGGAAUGUCAACCAGUCAAAAGUUUUAGAGACAGAGCGGAUGGAGGCAGUGCGGGAAGCUUUUAGACAUGCCUGGAAGGGUUACAAAGAAUAUGCCUGGGGCCACGACGAGCUCCGGCCCGUCUCCAGGUCCUACAGCGAGUGGUUCGGGCUCGGCCUCACGCUGAUCGAUGCCCUGGACACCAUGUGGAUCCUGGAGCUCAAGCAGGAGUUUGAAGAAGCCAGGGAAUGGGUUGCCUCAGAGCUCACCUUCAACAAAAAUGUUGAUGUUAAUCUGUUUGAAACUACCAUCCGUAUCCUGGGAGGCCUGCUGAGCACCUACCACCUGACCGGAGACAGCCUCUUCCUGGAUAAAGCUAAAGACAUUGGCUCCAGGCUGAUGCCAGCCUUCAACACACAGUCCAAGAUUCCCUACUCUGAUGUAAACAUUGGGAAAGGCACCGCCCACCCACCUCGCUGGACCUCUGACAGCACUGUGGCUGAAGUUACAAGCAUUCAGCUGGAGUUCAGGGAGCUCAGCAGGCUUACCCAGGAACCUCAGUACCAGGCUGCAGUAGCUGAAGUCAUGAAUCAGGUCCACAAGCUAGAAGGCAAGCUGGACGGUCUUGUUCCCAUGUUCAUCAACACCAACAGUGGACAGUUCACCCAUCAAGGCAUCUACACACUGGGAGCCAGAGCAGACAGCUACUAUGAAUACCUGCUGAAGCAGUGGAUCCAAGGUGGCAAGAAGGAGAACCAGUUUUUGGAAGACUAUCUGCAGGCCAUUGAAGGUGUAAAGAAGAACUUGCUGCAGAAAUCUUCACCAAACGGUCUUGUUUUUGUUGGAGAACUCUCCCAUGGACAGUUCAGUCCUAAAAUGGAUCAUCUGGUAUGUUUCCUCCCCGGCACUUUGGCCCUCGGUGCUCAUAAUGGCCUCCCUGCUGAUCACAUGGACCUGGCCAAGGAGCUGAUGCACACCUGCUAUCAGAUGUACGUCCAGAUGGAGACUGGCCUCAGUCCUGAGAUUGUUCACUUCAACAUGCACCAGGGCAGUAUCAGAGACAUUGAUGUAAAGCCUGCAGACAGACACAAUCUUCUUCGACCAGAGACUGUGGAGAGUCUCUUCUAUUUGUACAGGUUCACUAAAGAUCGCAAAUACCAGGACUGGGGCUGGAAGAUUCUACAAAACUUUAACAAAUACACCAAGGUUUCCUCUGGUGGCUACACAUCCAUCAACAACGUGUGUGAUCCAGAUUAUCCCAGUCCCAGAGACAAGAUGGAGAGCUUCUUCCUGGGAGAGACCCUGAAAUAUUUCUACCUGCUCUUCUCCGAGGACGCUGACCUCAUCAGUCUUGACAAGUACGUCUUCAACACCGAGGCUCACCCACUGCCCAUAUGGCCUCCGGCUGAGCCACAGCCACUGUGAACCAAAACACUUCUCAGGGUUGGUAUGACACCAGAACCACCUCUGUCUGUGUAAGUAGCAGAAUGACAUCAGAAGCGUAAACCAUGAAAACUGGCUCCUUUAUGCUACCCAGACUUUGCUACUAUUGAAAAGUCAAAUCAUAUUCAUGGCUAAGCCUUUGUUUAUUUGUUGGACUGGUUGGUUUUGUGCUGGUGAUGAUCAGAUCCUGACCCUGACCUUGAUCAGGAGGAACUGUGGAGGGUGGGUUGAUCACAGCUGGGCCAAGUUCUACAACAUCCACUUUGGAACUACCUGACAUUUUUUUUUAUUUUCAGAAAUGGUUUCUAGACUUUUUUUCUACUGUUAUUAAAAACAAAGUAUCUACCUUGCAGCUGUGAGCGACUGCAGGCUCGUCGUCUCCACAUUCCAAGCAAGCGGAACGGUUUCUCUCCCAGGAACAGGAAGCAGUUCUCAUCAUGAGCCAUUUGGUGAGACUGAAGCUGUUUUUAGCCGUCCCUAGAGCUUCCUGACAGGCGCACAGCUGUGCUGCAUUCAUGUCAUUCAGCUGCAGCUUCUUUAACACGUGUCCUGAUUGUUGAAGAUCUAAUAGAAAAUAUAGAAUUUCUCUCUGUAUUUGAGCUGCUACCUUUUAUUUGACUGAAAAUCAAUGCAAAUUAUGCAACAUUAAUACUGAGGACAUCUAUUAUUACAGGAAGGUCCAAAUGCCUCAUAAAUGAGAAAUCAAAAUGCUCCUUUACAAAGCAGCAAAUUAGUGUUUAGUAAGGCGGUUAGUUUGGGUCCAGUCACCUUACGCUAGUUUGUUCCUCCAUUUUCUCCCCACAGUGUACCAUUUCAUCACGCACUACUGUUUCUGUUUCACACCCAUGUAGUGUAGUUAUCAUGGUAAUCUUUAUAGUUCAGUCUUUCCACUGAUUAUGGUUCUGACCCUUGUACACUCCAAUUGACUUAAAAUGUCAGAGGUUACGACCUCUUGAUCAACCACUUUAGCUAUGAGGCCCACCCUGCUUAUGGUAUAUAGCUUAUGGUGCCAGAACCACAUGACCUCACAACACACCUACACAGGACAGGUGGAGAAACUGACCAUAUAUGGUGACUCUGGAGAGGUCAGAGCAGAACGUCCUGCAGCACUGCUUCUUUGAUUUGAAAGUCGUGCAGAAAAGUUUAGCUACAAAUGUGCAAAAUGACCAACACUUAAGAAAUGCGUUGAUUACCUACAGGUUUUUUUUUUUUUAGCACAUCUUUACUUCUGUUAAACAGCUAAAUUAGCCAGUCUUAACUUCCAGGGGAAUGUUUGACCUCUUCCAUAAGCUGUUGCCAAGUUUACUAGUUCAGAUCAACAAGCACCAGUUGGCUUCAGUGGUUAGUGGGUGUGGCAAACAAUAAGACCGAUUUUGUUCAUAAACUGUUUUAAAAAGCUGUACUGCAUCAGAAGGAUGGAGUGUUGCAGAUCUGAGUAGCCAGCUCCUCCUGGCACUUCUUGCCUAUCUUUGGAUGGGCUGCUCCGAUACCGCCUUUAAGAUGCAUUUAAACAGCAUGAAGUUUCCGAGAUAAUAAAAGUGAAGACACACUCUUUGCAGGACCCAGAGUAAGUGGUUCUGGCUCCAGUUUCCCACUGUGGACUCAGCAAACACUGUUUACCUACUGACUUUUUCUGUUUCACUCCUCCUGACAUGAAUGCAGCAUCUGUGGUUGAUGCUUGGCGUAACAAAACUGCAAGAACAUUAAAUCUUCAACAUAUGUCGUGGUUUCUAGUGAAAUAAGAUAAAACUUAAAAGUAACUUUUCAGGAGCUUGUUUGAAGUCCAUAAUUUUUGAAUAUUUAUAAAAAGUACUAACUUUGCUGGCAGAUUUUUUUUUUUUUUUUUUACAACAUGGGAAAAUGUCUAGUUAGAAGUGAAAAACUCUGACAGUGAUACCAGUAUGUUUUAAUCAAUAUUGAAGAAUUAUUGAUUCCAAACUCCUAUUUCUUGCAGAAAAUUUAUGUCUUAGUUUUAUUUUACUUUACUAGAAACUAAAUAAAAUACCUGUUAAUAUUUUGUGUUUUUGAAUUGAAGCCAAUGUGGGUAACAACAAGCCUAAGCUAAAAGACUGAGGCCAACAUGGAGAUGGUUACUGGGAUUUGGGGGUUUUGUGUAUAUGUUGCAGGGUAAAAGUACAUGUCAUUUUUAAUAUGAGAGAAAAUGUGAUCUAUGAAGUUCAAAUAAUAUAUUGAUUUCUUGUGAAUAUUUAAAACCUGAAUUUCUUUUGAUAACUGAGUUUUCUUAGUGAGCUAAGUGGAGUUCCUUUAGUUUGGGGGUAGAUAACCAUGUGUAGUGAAGAGCACUAGUUGACAUGCUCCUGGUUGUGACUGAGACCAAACUCUUCUUGUCUCCAUAUCUUCGUCCUUCUCACAUGUGCCUUUAAUCUUGCCUCAGACAACCGUCAGUCCAUUUAUCUGUUUUUCCAUGUGUCAUACAUCUAGAUUAUUUUUCCAUCAGAGUAGUGACAAUUUUCCUCCAAUCAGUUCUAAGGUUUACAUGAUGUUAAUCCUGCCUACAAGAACUCAGAUCUUUCCCUCAGUCAUGUUUCAGCAGAACUCUUGAGCCAAAGAUAUGCUGAAAAUGUUCUGAAAUCUUUAAAUUUUUCUCUUCAAUUGUUUGAGAGUUAAAUGAUGAAAAGCCAUUCUUCAAAAAGGUGCCAUUUGAGAAAAGUCUAUGUUUAGCAUUUUGAUGAAGAUUUCAUCAAAUAAAGGUUUUGUAUUCCAGCUGAAUCUCAAUGCGUGAAACAGUAUAUAGUCACUCUAUCCACACAGAGAUGGCUCUGGGUGGAAAUAUUUCGCCUGGGUUUCUGUCUGGGCAGGUCUGAGGCAGAGUCAUCUCUCAAUACAAAUGCCAGCAGCCACACUGUGCCAUUGUCUUGAACUUUUUCCAUAUUUAGAAGGAAAAUCAGAAAUUAAAAAUGUUUGCAAAUGUGAAAUCUUAAUAAGUAGAGCACAAUAAAGCAGGGAUGGUUGUCAGUUUUUACAGCCUCGACACUGCAGCACAGUGACGUCUGGUAGGAGUGAAGAAUAUUAGCAGGACUUUUCCUAAUUUGCCUUCUACCUUAUGCUGGUAGAGGAAUACAAAAAGCUGGAAAUUAUCUCCAUGUUUCCUGAGAAAUAAAUAUAUGUUUCUUCCUGAAUCCUGUCUGACCUUUCCCAGACAAACUUCCUGAUGGAAAAGCUUUGUGUACAUCCUGACUUUGGAUCCAGUUCUUGACAAGACUUCCUUCUGCCCCCAGUUGACCAGUGGAGACCAGUGUGUGGUCCAGCAAAUGGCUCUGGGGUGGCUGUGGUUUUGUUGUUGGCUCGAUUCCAGUUUCUUCUCUUGAUGUGCCCUUGGGCAAGGGACUUGAAGAAAAUGAGAAGUGGCUAAAGAUUUGACUGUUAAUGCAGCUGUGUUGGUUAGACAUUGGUUGAAAACAGGAACUGAAAUUAAGGAGUUUCAAAUGGAACAGAAGCAGAAAUGUUCAGGAUGUUGAACAUUUCUGGUAAGAAACUUAAUUUAAUGCAGCAUCUAAAUGUAGUUGGGUAUGAGGACGUUAAAGUGGUUAAACUACUGAGACUGUUUGCUUAGUCCUAUGAAUUUCUUUCCCCCGUGCACAGUUCAUAAAUGUCUGAAUUCUUUACUUAUGUGUUUUGGAGGUUCAUGGAAAAAAAUAACUAUUUUUGAAAGCUCAGUUUAAAUUUUCUUUCCUUUCAAUAUUUCCAAGCAUAAGCUGUUUUUGUAUUGUCAUACAUGCUGGAUUUUCUUCUUUAUUCUUGAAUAAAAUAUUGAGUUUUGAGAAAGUUA